Molecule: messenger RNA, 954 nt
Organism: Asparagus officinalis (garden asparagus)
Lineage: Eukaryota; Viridiplantae; Streptophyta; Magnoliopsida; Asparagales; Asparagaceae
Exons: 2
Coding region: 472-954 (160 amino acids)
Source: RefSeq, a predicted model, not a curated record
UGUAAUAAAUAAAUAAAUAAUGGUUUAAGUGGGAUAACUGAACUUCUUUCAAUUGGAGGAAAUUGAUGCAGAAGAGGAACUUGUGAAUUGCAGGAAAUUGAUGCAGAAGAGGAAAUGAAUGUUCCAAACAUGUGGGUUUCUCAAAUGAUACAGAGCUAACUUUGCCAAGAGAAAUUGAGGCUGUUUAUAAGCAGACUCCUUCAGCUGACAAUGAGUCAUUAGAAAAAGAUGAUGUCCUUAUUCAUAAUCAAACACAUGAAGCAAGAGUGGAAGAAGAGGCAAAUAUUUUGGCUCAAGAAUCAACAGAGGAAGCCGAUGAGUUUGUAGAUAGUAUAGUAGAGAGGCAGAAUCAAAGUCUUCCAGCAAACAUCAACCAAGAAAACAAGAUAGAUGAUUUACCAGUUGAAGACAGCAACUCAAUAGGAGACAUGGUACCGGUGAUUAAUAGUAUCCAAGUAAUUGAAGAUCAUAAUGACCAAGAUAGAGAACGAAAAAGAGUUAGAAGCAGGCCAAUCGGUUGCUUAUUUAGAUGCUGUUGACUCGGAAAUUGAGAAAUUAAUGAUGGAAGACUUUGCAAAUGGAGCGAAAGAAGCUUCUAAGACCGAAUCAAACAAACUAUUAGAAGAACUAAAGAUGGAUGAUGUUGACACAGAUAGUUUUGAAAUACAACUUAAUGCCCUUGAGCCUAAUGAAGAAGAAAAGGAUGAUGGAAACGAUGCGAGACUCGAAGAGGCAGUAUUUGAGAUAUCUCUUCAAACUGAUUACACUUCAAAUUUGAUGCCUGAAAAUUUGAGUAAGAAUAUAGAGGUAGAGACAGCGCCGGUGAUGGAAUCUGCAAAAGUAUCAGAUAUUUCUGCCGCAGAUAACGAAAGUGAAGAGGCAACCGAAUAUGCAGAACUUGGUGAUCAGAAGAAAGAACGAAUUUUCCAAACUGAGAAAGCCAGAGGAGAGUGA